Molecule: messenger RNA, 318 nt
Organism: Parastagonospora nodorum SN15
Lineage: Eukaryota; Fungi; Ascomycota; Dothideomycetes; Pleosporales; Phaeosphaeriaceae
Exons: 1
Coding region: 1-318 (105 amino acids)
Biological process (GO): dTDP biosynthetic process; dUDP biosynthetic process; dTTP biosynthetic process
Cellular component (GO): cytosol; cytoplasm; nucleus
Molecular function (GO): dTMP kinase activity
Source: RefSeq, a predicted model, not a curated record
AUGACGCUCGAGUGGUGCAGAAAACCGGAUGUCGGUCUGCCGCGGCCAGAUCUAUGCGUGUUCUUGGACAUCUCAGCGGAUGAUGCGGCGAAGAGAGGCGGAUAUGGCACGGAGAAGUACGAGAAGAAGGAGAUGCAGGAUCGUGUGCGGGAGUUGUUUGAGACGCUGAUGGGGAGGAAGGAGGGCGAGGAUUUUGUGAGAAUUGAUGCUGGCGCGAGUUUGGAGGAGGUGCAGAAGAAGGUCAAGCAUGAGGUUGACCGGUGUAUUGAGCGGGUUGAUCGGGAAGAUUUAGCGCUGCGGGUGGUAGAGGAGUGGUAG